Messenger RNA from Camellia sinensis, 2012 nucleotides. RefSeq lists its product as uncharacterized. The record is from RefSeq and is a predicted model, not a curated record. Gene Ontology annotation, cellular component: PML body; cytoplasm. NCBI's taxonomy places the organism in Eukaryota, Viridiplantae, Streptophyta, Magnoliopsida, Ericales, Theaceae. Gene Ontology annotation, biological process: double-strand break repair. Gene Ontology annotation, molecular function: single-stranded DNA binding; 5'-tyrosyl-DNA phosphodiesterase activity.
CACAAUAUUGUACACCCACCCACACCUCCACCUAUAUGUAUUCCACCUUUCUAACUUUAAACCUGUUAUUCUUCGUAACCAAUCAAUAUAAACCCUAAAUCUGUUACUCUUCAUAACUAUCUUAAACCUUGAAUGUAUUUUCUUCAUUACCAUCAUAAACCCUCCUGAACCAGAAACCUUGAACCAGAAAGCUCUUAGCAAUGGAGGAUGAUGCUAACAAUUCUGAUGAAGUUGGCGUUCCAUUGAUAAGUUUAUCUGUUUUGCAUUAACAUUCUCAGUCGUUUUUAAUUGUUAUUGUUUUGUUCGAACUGUUUGGUACUGGUUUGCCAACUGUUAAGAUUAUGUUUGGUAACACAGUACUAAACACAAACAUCUAAUCAAGAGAUGGGUUCCAAACUAUAAUGUAGAUAGUCGGUACUGUUGAAUUGAACAUGACCUUUAUUUUUGGCAUUGGGGUGCCGAACGGUUCGAUUUUUGUAUCUUCAACAUCAGAUUAUAUUUUUCGUGAGGGUUUUUCCUCCUAAAACCCCCUUUUAUGUCAAAAUAAACCAAAAAUAAAAAUGUGAUAGGAAGAAGAGAGGCAAUGUUGUUGAUAAGAUGGAGAAUUGGUAUUUACCUGAGAGGAAUUUUUGAUGAGUUUUCUGCAAUGGUGGACAAGAAUUUCUUACGAGUUUUUUGACCGUAUUCUUUGGACACCAUUGAGGCAAUUCUUCCUUUCAUUGAGAGUUGAUAGGAAUUUCAAUGAUGGACCGUCGAUACAAUGCUCUUCACUGAGGUAAUAGUGUUUACUGAUACAAUGACCGUUGGUAUUCUUUUCAACCGGAGAUGGUCGGUCAUCAAAAGGAGGAGAGAGGGUAUUCAAAAUUAGGCAGCGGAAGAGGAGGAGGACUCAAUUGGCACCACCAGUGUUGAAGUUUCUAUGGCUACAUCUAUACUUGUAAUUGUACUUUCAAUGGGUAUAUUUUCCAUGGCUGUAUCUGCUGCACUACAGGUUUCAAGAGCACUCUAUAACUACUUCACUCGUACUGUGAAUAGGACCGUGCUGCUCGAGGAGGAGACCAAUGCAAUUAAGAUAUUGAGUUACAAUGUUAUGUUCAAGAAUCACAUGCUAAACAAGAGGAUGGAGGCUUUGGGUGAAAUAAUUCUAUGUCAUUUGCCAGAUGUCAUUUGCUUUCAGGAAGUUUCACUGGAAAUUUACUCCAUUUUUGAGCAAUCCGAGUGGUGGAAUAAAUAUAGUUGUUCAGUUUUGCAUGAAACAGUAAAAUCGGAACCAUUUUUCUGCAUUCAGUUGAGCAAAUUACCAGUGAAUUCCAUCGGCUUCAUACCCUUCACAAAUUUUGGACCCCGGAAAAAAAUUUCUAUGCUUGAGAUUGAAGUUUGUCGGGGCAAACCAUUGGUCGUUGCCACUAGCCAUUUGAAGAGUCCUAUUCCUGGUGAUGAUCAGAUGUUCAGCAAGAAACGCACAGCACAGGCAAAGGCGGCCCUUAACCUCCUUAAAAAUUAUCCGAACGUGAUUUUUGGCGGCGACAUGAACUGGGAUGAGGACUUGGAUGGAAGGUUUCCUCUAUUAGAUGGAUGGGUUGAUGCUUGGAUAGAGCUAAGGCCGCGUGAAAGUGGAUGGACAUAUGAUACUAAGUCUAAUCCAAUGUCUAGGUCUCCUAUUAAUAAUCCCUUGCAAAAACGGCUCGAUAGGUUUAUAUGCAAUUUGCAGGACUUCGAAUUGAAGAAAAUUGACAUGAUUGGAACAGUGCCAAGUGACCACUAUGGCCUACUCUUAGAAGUUCAAAGCAAAUACUAAUGGUUUGCCUAGUAGAAAAUCCCAGUAAUUAAGUGUAGCUAGCCAAGGCAACUUACUGGUGUGUUUAUAUAUGUAGUCUAUUAGUGUUUGAUCUUGUUAUAUGUGCACUUCCUGUUUUGGUGAUAUUUGGUACAUGUAUUAAUUGUUGGAACAAUUUUUUGUGUAUAAUAAAUAAAUUGAAACAAAUUAGACAAAAAUAAAUAAAUUACUUACA